Leguminivora glycinivorella is the source of this 3181-nucleotide messenger RNA. RefSeq names its product homeotic protein Sex combs reduced (gene Scr). Gene Ontology annotation, cellular component: nucleus. Gene Ontology annotation, biological process: anterior/posterior pattern specification; regulation of transcription by RNA polymerase II. The record is from RefSeq and is a predicted model, not a curated record. NCBI's taxonomy places the organism in Eukaryota, Metazoa, Arthropoda, Insecta, Lepidoptera, Tortricidae. Gene Ontology annotation, molecular function: RNA polymerase II cis-regulatory region sequence-specific DNA binding; DNA-binding transcription factor activity, RNA polymerase II-specific. The coding region runs from base 288 to 1334 and encodes 348 amino acids. The transcript is spliced from 3 exons.
ACCACGAGCCGUUUUCCUCCGCGCCGCGCCGAACUUUUCGGACGCAUUCGAUUUUUAAACUUACCGGACUUUUAAAGAGUUCGAUUUUUAAACUGUGAAGUGAGUGAUGUUUGUGAAUCGGUUGUGAUUGUUAUUUUUUUGUUUAUUGACAUUCGGACCAUCAAUCAAGCUCGGACAAUUGAAGCGGACUGCGAACAGCACUUAACAUGUCCGACUAGACCAUUCAGACAUCCGAAGGAUGACAAGAGUAGAGUAAAUUUAACAAGAAGGACACUACGCUGUUACCGAUGAACGACCUAAACUACAACGCCGGGAUGAGUUCCUACCAGUUCGUGAACUCCCUAGCCUCGUGCUACGGGAACCAGGCCCCGGGGCGCACGGGAACGCCGGUGGACCAGCCGGGGCACCCCGGCCUACCGACCCCGGGAGCGGAUUAUUACAAUCCAAGUGCGGCGGCUUCGGCCUAUCCGAAUGCCUGCUAUUCUCCCCCACAAGUCGGCCACCACUAUCCUCAACACCCGUACGCCACGCCAGCCGCAGGCGCGCACAUGCAGCCACAGACCAUGAUAGAUUACACACAACUACAUCCUCAAAGACUUGGAAACACUGCCAGUCACAUGCAUCAGCAUUCAAACCCGAGCCCUGGGGCGCUAUCACCGAAUUUGAUAUCUAACCCACCCAGCCAAGCCGGCGGCGCUAGUUGUAAAUUCGCUGAUUCCACAUCAACCACAGGCGUCGCGUCGCCACAAGAUCUCUCCACAUCAUCAGGCCCUGGUAGAACUUCGCCCGGCUUUGGCGUACAAGGAACUGGGUCUAAGCUGGGUCUGACGACACCCAUCGCUUCUCCAGUAGAACACAAAGCUAAUGUGAACCAGAACAUUUCGAGUCCGGCUUCCAGUACGUCCAGCAACGAAAGCAAUGAGGCUAACAACUCUAGUUCUAAUAAUACGAAGAAUUCUAAAUCUGCUAACGCGUCGGCGAAUCCUCCACAAAUUUAUCCUUGGAUGAAGCGGGUGCAUCUAGGACAAAGUACAGUGAAUGCCAACGGCGAGACGAAACGUCAGAGGACGUCGUACACGCGGUACCAGACGCUAGAGCUGGAGAAGGAGUUCCACUUCAACCGGUACCUGACGCGGAGGAGACGGAUCGAGAUCGCGCACGCGCUCUGCCUCACGGAGCGCCAGAUCAAGAUCUGGUUCCAGAACCGGCGAAUGAAGUGGAAGAAGGAGCACAAGAUGGCGUCGAUGAACAUAGUGCCGUACCAUAUGAAUCCCUACGGCCACCCCUACCAGUUCGACCUCCACCCGAGUCAGUUUGCGCAUCUCUCCGCAUAGGAUCAGUGGAAUUUUUCGAACAGCGGAUAACUGAUUUAUUAAGGUAAACAGUCGGCCGUGGUACCGCGGGGUUGCUUGUGUCAUCCAGAGGCCGCCAACGUCUGAGAUGCUACAGCAACUAGACUGGGUCAGUUAUUCGCUGUUUGAAAAAUUUCCACCUGAUAGCCUAAUUUUGUUAAAUUGUUGAUUGUGACGUUAUAAGUGACGCUAAAAAGUGGUGUGUGUAUCAAGAUACGUUAAGAAGGAUUGCAGUGAUAAAAUUAUGUGCAUACAAAGAUCUUUAAGUGUAAAAUUACCUAAAUAAUUCGAUUGAUCGACAAAUAUCAUAAGAUUCAUACGUACCUGGCAGAAGUAAUUAUUUACCUGCUAGUUUUUAUUAUCUGUAUUGAAAUAAUGACCAGAUGUUGAUACUGUACUGAUUGAUGUAAAGUCUCAAAAUCUUAUUUCAUUUUGAUCUAAAUGCCACAGUGUAAUAUUUUAUCGUAAAUGCUAUUGGGAUACGUUAAAAUAGUGUUAAAUUUGAUGUAGGAAGAAAUUUACCUAGUCAUAAGCUAUGAUUCGAAUUGCAUGUUAUUCCUAAAGACAACGGAGAGCCGAAUAGUGUACAUGACGAUGGCAUACUACCUAGUUAUACCUAAGUUCGUGUUAAGGUUAAAUGGAUUUGCUUUCCAACAGCUUAGGUAUGGGUAGAAGCCGUCUCAGAAAUAACAAAUUCGGAAUUGUACAGGGAUAGCAUAACACAGCAUAGGUAAUACAAAAGGAUUGUACGUAUGUACUAUCAGAUUUAUUAAGGGUUGCUAUACUUACUUCGUCUAGUACCAGAUAUAAAUACAUUUUAAAUUAGAGAGGGCUUGUAAAAGCGCUGUGAACUUAAUUAGAGGUAAUUGUAAGCUCAGUAAUAUAGUAACUGUGAAUAGGUAGAUAUUCCUUCUUAUUGUAUAUACGUAAUGUUUUAAUAGGUAUGGUGAAAAGUUUAAUAUAUUUCAGUAAACUUCCCGAAGAACUGUUUUAUGUUCCUGUCGUUUAGUUGUAAAUAACAAAAGUAUUUAUCGUCAUAUAAAUACUAUUAACGAUACCUAAUUAACAUUAUUUAGAUUACGAUAUGGAUUUUUUAAAGUUUCCACAAACGAUACCAAUUAUAACAUUUUCAAAUGACUCUAUUUCGUACUUUAAAACUUUAAUGUCGUAUUUGUAAAUGUACUUAAUAUUCUUAGCAAUUAAAAGGUCCUAUAGUUUCUUCCUUGAGUAAACAUUGGUUGUUUAAAUUGACUUACUUUACAUUCGUUUUAUGGCAGACCUUUGUCGUCGCAUUACGGUCUUUAAUCACAUGUUUAUUAGGAUUGUCGUGGUCAACUGUGAUAUUUUGUUAAAUUUUAUUCUUAAGUAAAAACAGUGCGACUUGAGUUGGUUAUAUUUGGUUUCAUUCAGAAAGUAUGCCUGAAAAGUGCUGAAUUCAUUUACUUUCGACUAGUUCAUUUGUUGCUUUAUUUAUUGUUUGUAAAUAUUAGAUAUGUCAUUUAGUAUAACUGAAUUGAGAAAGUUCAAAUUCAUAAUGUAACAUAACAUCAUUAUCAUUUACGUUGACUUUUUUCUAUGAAUUCUGUGCAAUAGCGAGUGGCCUAAUUCGUGUAUCUACAAAUUGUUUCUAUCUUUCAUUUUCAAGCUUCGCCAUCAUUAUUUUUAAUUGUGUUAUUUCCUUUUUAACUAAAUACGAAUAUGUUUAUCGUUCAUUCCAGUUUUAAAUGAGAGCUCUAGUGAAGUAUACUACUUAUUCAUUUAAAUUAUUGUAUUGUAUGAAUAAAAAUGUAUCAAAUUUGAAAAUUGGUGAAGAUGAAAUAAAUUAUGAA